AUGCCUGACUCCCUUCAACUACACCAGCAAGAUCACCAUGACCUCCCGCAGGGCUAUCUUACCUUCGAGGCUGCGACUUCGGAGUUGCGAAAGAAGCUGGGUCGCAAAGUAAAACACCAGAAAGCCCAAUAUCAUCUUAUCGGUUUUGCUUUCAAUUUGCUUGCAGUUGCGCAAGUAAUGAUCGGCGCCGCCAUCACUGCUUUAGGCCCAACUGGAGGUGAACACAUGUUAGCCAUCACAAUUUUGGGGGCUUUCAACACGUCCAUCGCCGGAGUCCUUGCAUUGCUCAAAGGAAGAGGCUUCCCGCAGCGAUUGAGGAGAAAUAUGGUUGAACUAGAAAAGGUAUUGGACUUCAUUCAAGAAAGGGGGGUCUUAUUGAGAUAUGGGGAGAGCGAAGUCCUACAUGACGGAGAUGGAGAUGCGCUUAUACGAGAGGCCUUCCAAAGAUACAUCACAGCGCAGCAGAUUAUCGAAAGCAACCAGCCAGACACCUAUGCCGAUGGAACUACACCUCAUUCCUCCGUGGAUCAAGAGAGUGUUGGCUUUUCAAGCCAAACAGCAGCGACGACUGACUUGCAUGGAAAGGGACGUCAAUUAGACGAAGAAAUGGGUAGUAAUAGGGCUAAUCUAUAA
Molecule: messenger RNA, 633 nt
Organism: Penicillium arizonense
Lineage: Eukaryota; Fungi; Ascomycota; Eurotiomycetes; Eurotiales; Aspergillaceae
Exons: 1
Coding region: 1-633 (210 amino acids)
Source: RefSeq, a predicted model, not a curated record